Harpegnathos saltator (Jerdon's jumping ant) is the source of this 2251-nucleotide messenger RNA. RefSeq names its product cytochrome P450 6k1. Bases 546 to 2090 code for a protein of 514 amino acids. Gene Ontology annotation, molecular function: heme binding; iron ion binding; oxidoreductase activity, acting on paired donors, with incorporation or reduction of molecular oxygen. Lineage: Eukaryota; Metazoa; Arthropoda; Insecta; Hymenoptera; Formicidae. The transcript is spliced from 7 exons. The record is from RefSeq and is a predicted model, not a curated record.
AUUACUCACUCGACGCUGUUCGUCUAAGCAGCUUCGUUGCUCAUCGUAUUGGCAUUAUUAUUAAAUACGUUAGUGGUGUUAUUAUUAAAUACGUUAGUGGUGUUACAAGUUGUUAGUAUUUUUUGCAAUAGUUAAUAUUAAUUAUUGAACAUAAAACUCAGUCGUUAAUGUCGAUCAUCUUAAUAUCGAUAGAAACAUGUUACAGCCGUUGUGUUGCAAUAAUCUCUUCAGUACUAGUGCGAUAAAUUUUGUCCGAGAUCAAAAACAGAAGAUGUGAAAACAUUUCACAUCAAAAUAGCUUUAAAUUAAAGUGCGAUCUAAGUGUGCAUCUAGGUUUCGUAACGUUUAUGUCGAGACACUUCGAAACCAGUGGAAUCCAUCUAACCGUUAUUUAGACAUAUUCGCACCCAAAUUCAAAGUGACAACUCACAUAGACUCACACUCGAUCAUUGAUAUUGCCUAUGUAUAAAAGGAUUCUUACUUCGUGAAAAGGAUCGUUAUUUCGUGAUUUUUGGUCACGAUUUGAAUUACAUAAGUAUACUAAAAUGGCGAUAAGCACGAGUUAUUGGAUUUUAGACUACAUAUUGAUUCUGACGGUAACAAUCGUAACAAUAUACCUCUUUAUGAUUCGCAAAUACAAUUACUGGAAGAAACGAGGCGUUAGCCAGAUAAAACCGUUGCCAUUUGUGGGAAAUUUUAUGGACUGUUUGCUACAAAAGCGAGCACCCGCUUUCGUCAUACAGGAAUUUUACAAUGAAUCCAAGGGAUUGCCUUACGUAGGCUUUUACAUAUUUGAAAAACCUUGUUUACUGAUACGCCAUCCAGAAAUAAUCAAACACAUACUAGUGAAGGAUUUCGAAAAUUUCUGCGACCAUUACAGCUCACCUGGCAAAGAGGAUCGUCUCGGAUGGUCUUCCGUCUUCUUAAUGAAAAAUCCAACUUGGAAAAUUGUGAGGCACAAGCUAUCGCCGAUAUUCACGUCUAAACAGCUGAAAAGAAUGUUUGACUUAUUGUUGGAAAUCGUUGUCAAUCUAGAUUCACAUAUUGAUAAAAUAGAAUUCAACGGUGAAACAAAGGAGAUAGAUGUAAAAGAUUUUACUACUGAUAUAACGACGAACAUGAUCUGUAGCAUCGCUUUUGGACUGAAUAUUGAUGCGAUAAAUAAUCCAGAAUGCGAACUCCGUAAAACAGCGAGAGAAAUAUUUGAAGUUGAUAAACUUCGUGGAUUCAAGUUGCUCAUGGUGUUCUUCUAUCCUCAAUUAUCUCGUUACAUCUCUCUAAGAUUUUUCGAAAAGAAAACCUCAGACUUAUUGCGUAAAAUUUUUUGGGAAACAAUCAACUAUCGCCUAAAGUCUGGUGAGAAGCGAAAUGACGUGAUCGACACUCUUAUCGACUUGAAGGAGAAGUACAAGGAUCAAGAUUUUGAAGAUUUCAAAUUUGACGGAGAUGAUUUAUUAGCGCAAGCGGCCAUCUUCUUCACGGGCGGUUAUGAGACUACCGCAUCGGCAAUGUCCUUCACCUUUUACGAAUUAGCGGUACAACCUAAAAUUCAAGACAGACUUAGAAGAGAAAUUCUCGAUGUACUUAACGAGAACGAAGGAAAAAUUACAUACGACAUGGUGCUAUCAUUGUCCUACCUUGAGAUGGUGAUCGCCGAAACAUUGAGGAAAUAUCCAAUAUUGGCGACCUUAGAUCGCAAAGCGAUGCAAGAUUACAAAAUACCAAACCACGAUCUAGUUAUUGAAAAGGGUACGCCGAUUUUUUUCUCGUUAUUCGGCAUGCACUAUGAUCCGAAAUAUUUCCCCGAUCCCGAGAAGUUUGAUCCAGAACGAUUCAGUAAGGAGAACAAGAGCAGCAUACCGUCGUGCGUAUACAUGCCAUUUGGGGAAGGUCCUCGCGGAUGCAUAGCAAAUCGUUUGGGAAAGCUGCAAACCAAACUGGGAAUCAUAAAAUUGUUGAGCCAAUACGAGGUGACACCUUCCGAAAAGACAGCCAUACCGAUGGUAUUAGAUCCGAAGAAUCCUGUAACUGCACCGGUGGACAUGAAACUGUAUCUCAACAUACGGAAAAUUGACACAAAUGCUAAAUAAAAUAUUCAACUCACUAACAUUUUCCAAGUACAUACGUUCGAAAAAGUUGUGAUAAAGAAAAAUGUUAACACACAAUAUGUUAAUGACAAGUACGUUGUUAUAAGAGAAUGAUAUUUACAUGUUUGUUACACAAAAUAUAUUAUACACAAAAUAUAUUAUAA